Messenger RNA from Iphiclides podalirius (scarce swallowtail), 2112 nucleotides. NCBI's taxonomy places the organism in Eukaryota, Metazoa, Arthropoda, Insecta, Lepidoptera, Papilionidae. The record is from the annotation of a GenBank genome assembly.
AUGGGUGGGCCGCGGCGCAUGUCCAGCGCGCUGCUGCUCCACUUCGCACUCCUCUCGCUCCCGCCAGCUGGUGCUUUCAACGCUACAGCAUAUCGGGAAGAAGUGGAAUCUUCGCUGCGGUUAGUGCAUGCAGUUGCCACAGGUGCCACAGGAGCACUUUGUGUGACUCAUAGGUACGGCCGCUUGCGUGCACCCUUGCACGCUGCAAGAUGGGAUGCCGCAAGAGCUAGAGUUGAUUUGGCCGCCAACUUGCUACAUCAGCUCGGCCUAGAAAAUGCUGAUGUCUUAACAGCAGUCUCUCAAAGUUUAGUAAUGGGAGCUAGUUCCUCAGAACGUGCGGUAGGAGCCCGUGCUGUAGCUUUACAACCUGACGGCACAGUCCAAGGUGCAAUAGCAUGGGAAAGGUAUGGUGCGGGUGAACCAAUAGCCGUACCAUCACCACAAAUGGACAAACCUCCUGAUCCUGAAUACCCAUGGUAUGUAUCAGCUUAUCAAACAGAAGAACUUAGAUCAUCUAAGUUUAUGCCCUCACCACCUGGAGCUGCAAUGGGUGGCUGGUGGACAUAUCCAUAUUAUAGCUGUGAAGCUGAACGUUGGCUAUUAUCAUACACGGCUCCAGUAUCAAAAGUUCGAGGGUUAAGUGGCGUUGUGUCAUUGGAUAUCGAUAUAUCUAAUUUAGAGAUCAAUCAAUGUGAGGCAAAGAUUGAUGAUGAAAAUUAUAACCAAAUUUAUUCCUUUCAUGGAACUCACAAGUGUCCUAAUGACACUACUUAUUGUACAUAUAAACCGAAUCGUGAAAUGAGUACAAGACAUGCCGGAUGGGCACGAGGGUCAUACAUUUGUAGAUGCAGACCAGGGUAUUAUUCCUUACAUCAUCCUGAAGGAUUUAAUGGUACCCUAGUUGAAGUGGCAUUUCAAGAGUAUGAGGAAGGUGGCUUAGAAAAUUGGAGUGAACCUUAUGAAUGUUUAAAGUGCCAACCAGGUUGCGAUACAUGCAGAGGACCAGAAAUCUGCCUUGCCACAUAUAACUGGCCAUUUCGGAUAUCUCUUCUGGUAAUAUCCGUAUCGUGUGCGGGAUUGACAGUCUGCCUCACUAUCUACACAAGACACCAUCGUCGUGUGAAGGUGUUUCGAGUAGCAAGCCCUGUCUUCCUUUCUAUAACAUUACUAGGAUGUGCUAUAAUGUAUAUGGAAAUGGCAGCCAUAUUUCCUGUUCUUGACAGGUAUUCUUGCAUUGCCACAAAGUGGACUCGCCACAUGGGAUUUUGCAUCACAUAUACCGCAUUACUUAUGAAAACAUGGCGAGUAUCUCUCACUUACCGAGUGAAAUCUGCACACAAGUUAAAGCUAACUGAUAAACAGUUACUUCAAUGGAUGGCACCAAUUUUACUUAUUAUGCUUGUUUACCUCUGCACAUGGACUCUGUCUUCACCACCUGAUGCUGAAGUAAUAACUGAUAAUUUAGGAUUAAAAUUCAAACAGUGCACCUACAACUGGUGGGAUCACAGUUUAGCUAUAGGAGAAAUCUUGUUUCUGCUGUGGGGUGUGAGAGUAUGCUACCGAGUUAGACAUGCCGAGAGCCUGUAUAACGAAGCUCGUCUAAUAUCCAUCGCAAUAUACAACAUAUUUACAGUAAAUUCACUAAUGAUCGCAUUUCAUUUACUUAUACUGCCGCGGGCCGGGCCUGAUAUCAAAUACCUCCUAGGCUUCAUAAGAACACAACUGUCCACAUCAACCACAGUUUUACUAGUGUUUCUACCAAAGGUGAUGCGGGUGGUGCGCGGCACGGGCGACACGUGGGACAGCCGCGCUCGCGCCCGCGGCGUGCCGGCCUCCUCCUCGCUCAACGGCAUCGGCCUGGUGCCCGACGACCCGCCCGACCUCUACCAGGAGAACGAGGAGCUCAAGGAGGAGGUGCAGAAGCUCGCGGCCCAGAUCGAGUUCAUGAAGAUCGUCCAGAUGGAGAUGCACAACCGGCACCUGCGGCCGCGGCCCGGCGGCUACUUCAGCCAGCCGGCGCCCCACAGCCCCGCGCACGCCAACGCCACCGCACAGGUUCGACGCCCCGGCCGCGUGUUCGGAUUUCGGAGCCAAAACUAUUUGUUGACCUAU